Centropristis striata (black sea bass) is the source of this 1878-nucleotide messenger RNA. RefSeq names its product elongin B (gene elob). Lineage: Eukaryota; Metazoa; Chordata; Actinopteri; Perciformes; Serranidae. The record is from RefSeq and is a predicted model, not a curated record. Gene Ontology annotation, biological process: transcription elongation by RNA polymerase II. Gene Ontology annotation, cellular component: VCB complex; elongin complex. The transcript has 4 exons. The coding region runs from base 123 to 482 and encodes 119 amino acids. Gene Ontology annotation, molecular function: protein binding.
UAUGCUGCAGCGCCCCCCGCUGGUUGGCGGCGGAGCUGCAGCUGUUUCUGAUGCUGCUGUGAUCUCAGUUGUCGCUGUGCAGUGGAGGCGUUUUUUUUUCUGUGAGCAACCAACCGCAAGAAAUGGAUGUGUUUCUAAUGAUCCGACGUCACAAGACCACCAUCUUCACAGAUGCCAAAGAGUCGACCACAGUCUAUGAACUGAAGCGCAUUGUGGAAGGCAUUUUAAAGAGACCACCUGAAGAUCAGAGACUUUACAAGGAUGAUGUGAUGCUUAAUGACGGACAAACUCUUGGAAAUUGUGGUUUUACAAAUCAAACAGCUCGACCUCAGGCCCCAGCCACUGUGGGACUAGCCUUCCGUCUGAGUGAUGAUUCAUUUGAGCAGCUGAGGGUCGAGCCUUUCUCCACUCCUCCAGAGCUCCCUGACGUCAUGAAGCCCCAGGACUCGGGCAGCACAGCCAACGAGCAGGCUGUACAGUGAGAGAGGGGGCUGGGAAACAAGAGAGGGACGCACAGGGGGGUCGGAGGGAGGAUGCACGGGGGGAGGGAGGGGGUUGAAUUUUGGGAAAUGAUGCCUCCGCGGUGAGUUUUACCUUGCCGACGACAGAUCUUCAGCUGGGCACAAACAAUUACAUACACGGAUUCCCCUUGUUGUAAAUGUGAGGGCGGGUGCUGCAAAGUGGUUCAUUUGUCCUGAAAAUCGGUGAACGCAUGCUAGAUAAAUUGAUAAUUUCACGCAAGACCCUUCAGAGAUACCUGACGGACUUGUCACAACACUGUCAGUCAUCCAUGGGAUUGGUUACGGCUGAACAUAAAAAAUUGUACCUCGUAUUUAAUUAAUUCUAGUCUUUAUUUGGGGUAAGGUUAUUGCUGCCUUACUCGUGUUUUUUAUUUUGCUGGCUUAAACGUGGGAAGUUGAUAAGGUGUGACAUUUUUAGGCUUUUAUGUUUGUGUGUUCCUUUAUUAAACUAUUACUAGAAUUUAACAUGUUAUUUGGUCUUUGGCCUGGAUAUGUUGCAGCAAUAGCUAGGAGUUUGUGAAUUUCUAAGUUACUAUCUGUAUUUCAAAAAACUUUUGAACAAUGUGAAUCUGAAAUAAAAAAUAGAUUCACUUGUUAACAGGAGAUCCGGCAUUAAGAUGAACAUUUCUUGGUACAUAACCUUUCAGUAGUUGUAGUUUUCUUACUGUAACUGCUCACGGAAGUUACUGAGACUGAACACACUCAGUUGUGGGUAUCUACAACACAUGUAACGCUGGCGUGGACCUGGUGUUGAAAAUGAAAGGCAGAGCAGCAAUCAAAAAUUAAUUGAGAUUAUUGAUAUUAUUUACCUUGCUAAUAAAGAUUGGGGUUAACCAACUUUCCUGUCCAAUGUAUGAUUGUAGCCAAUGAUAUCUUGGUUAAUGAGAUCUUCUUGACUUUAAUCAGUGGGGCAAGUUGUUUAUAGUAAACCUAAAGCGUUUGUCAUGUGAUGAGUUAUGAAUCGUACCUUUGAGUAGUGGGCUGCACAUUGAACUCUCUAUCGUCCCAGGAUCACUGCCCAUUUAGGUUUAGCUCAUGCUGCAACUUGUGUUGUAUUAUACCCUGUUAAUACCUUAAUACACAUUGUUUUUUCCUUUAACCUAAAGGUUAAUAACAAAUGAACUUCUCCUGCACAUCAAAACAUCAAACUAGAAUAUAACACUGGGUCUCAUGAACUAGAAAAACUACAAUUUAAAAACUAAAACUUUACAUUACUGAAAACAGGAAAGACUAUUCUGACCUGGGGGUGUUGAAUGAAAUUGUUGAAAUUAACAUUUAAAAAUUGAGGCUGUUAAACAGUGGGACAUGAUCAAAGUUGCACUUGUAACUGAUUUAACAUUAAAACAACUGUUUUUCA